Messenger RNA from Tarenaya hassleriana, 1911 nucleotides. RefSeq names its product dihomomethionine N-hydroxylase-like. The transcript is spliced from 3 exons. The coding region runs from base 160 to 1746 and encodes 528 amino acids. Gene Ontology annotation, molecular function: monooxygenase activity; oxidoreductase activity, acting on paired donors, with incorporation or reduction of molecular oxygen; iron ion binding. Lineage: Eukaryota; Viridiplantae; Streptophyta; Magnoliopsida; Brassicales; Cleomaceae. The record is from RefSeq and is a predicted model, not a curated record.
UAUAUAUUCAAUUUUCAACUUUUAUUUAGUGUAGUCGAGUUCGCAAAUUUGGAAUCACUUAGUAGAUUUUGUGCCCUAUUUUGCUUCCUUUUUGUUUGUGUGUGUGUGUGUGUUGUCUCCGCAACCAAAUCUAUUUGAGAAAGACUGGUCGCAGUAAACAUGAACUCAACCGUCGAGUUAUCAUCAGAGCAAAUAUUCUCAUACAUCGUUGUGAUUGUCGCCUUCUUUACCACACUGAUCACAGUUUUCGCGAAACGUUACCGCUUAGGAUCUGUUCGGAGGCUUCCUCCGGGACCGCCGGGAUGGCCUGUCAUCGGAAACUUAGCCGGAAUGAUCAAGAACCGACCAGUCCACAAGUGGAUGCACCGUGUCAUGGACGAGAUGAAGACGGAUAUAGCAUGUUUCCGUUUCGGAAACGUCCACGUCGUCACCGUGACGUCGAAAGAGAUUGCUCGGGAAGCCCUCGUGGAUAAGGACGAGGUUCUUGCCGAUAGACCAGAGAUGUACUCGUCGGGGCAAAUGAGCGGCGGAUUCAAGACGCCGGUCUGUUCAAGAUACGGACAACAGUGGAAGAAGAUGAGAAAACUGAUGACGUCAGAGUUGAUGUCACCGGGAAGGUUGAAGUGGUUACUCGAUGCAAGAACAGCGGAAGCGGAUAACAUCCUAGCUUACGCCCACAGCCUUUACAAGCAAAGUUCGAAGGCAGUAAACGUGAGAGACAUCACCAUGACGUAUGCCCAUGCAGUGGUCAUGAGAAUGAUGUUUGGUCGGAGGCAUUUCAAAGAAGAGGCGAUGGACGGAGAGAUGUCUCCGAUGGAGAGGGACCACCUCGAGGCGACAUUCAAGGGGUUAGGUUGCCUCUUUAGCUUUAGCGUAUCCGAUUAUGUUCCUUUUCUGAGGGGUCGGGUUUUGGACGAACGUGAGAAGAUGGCAAGAGAGGCCAGCCAUCUUAUGGACAAGUACAACGAACUAAUCAUCGAUGAGAGAAUCAAGUUGUGGAGGGAGAGAGAUGGAAAGAAGGAAAUCGGAGACUGGCUCGAUAUCUUCGUGUCCCUAAACGACGAUGAAGGGGAGCCAUUGCUUACACCCGAAGAAAUCAAAGCUGAAUGCAAGGAUAUUUUCCUUGCGACGAUAGAUAACCCGACAAACAACGUGGAGUGGACACUCGCAGAGAUGUUAAAUCGGCCCGAGACACUUGAAAGAGCAACGGAAGAGCUCGAUGAAAUAGUCGGAAAAGACAGACUUGCACAAGAAAGCGACAUACCUAAACUCAACUACAUAAAAGCUUGCAGCAGAGAAUCUUUCAGACUCCACCCCGUUUCACCGUUCGUACCUCCUCAUGUGGCAAUGGAGGACACGACCCUCGCCGGUUACUUCGUCCCCAAAGGUAGCCAUGUCCUUGUGAGUCGGGUCGGGUUAGGUCGGAACCCUAAGAUAUGGGAUGAGCCAGAUGUGUUCAGGCCCGAGCGCCACCUCGGCUCAACAGAGGUGAACCUUCUCGAGCCGGAGAUGAGGUUCGUCUCGUUCAGCACUGGCCGGCGUGGCUGCAUAGGCGGUAAACUCGGGACAUAUAUGACGGUGAUGUUGUUGGCGAGGCUUCUCCAAGGUUUCACUUGGAGCCUCCCUCCGGGUUCAGAGCGGGUCGAGCUCAUGGAGUCGGACACCAAAUUGCUCAUGGCUAAGCCUCUGUCUGCGUCAGUGGGUCCCCGGUUAGCUCCACAUAUGUAUCCCAAGUUUCAACGCUGAGGAAAAUUAUAUACUGUCCUCUUGAUAUAAAUAUUUACUUUUUUACUAAAUUAGGUGGAUUCGACUUCUUCAUUUAGUUUUUUGGUCGACCUUUUGAGAGUUCAACGUAGAGUAAUUACAGUUACGUAUUCUACAUUACCACACAAAUAAAACUACGUAUUUUUA